This is a messenger RNA of Chlamydomonas reinhardtii, 2247 nucleotides long. RefSeq lists its product as uncharacterized. Bases 48 to 2117 code for a protein of 689 amino acids. The transcript is spliced from 8 exons. Gene Ontology annotation, molecular function: metalloendopeptidase activity. NCBI's taxonomy places the organism in Eukaryota, Viridiplantae, Chlorophyta, Chlorophyceae, Chlamydomonadales, Chlamydomonadaceae. Gene Ontology annotation, biological process: rRNA processing. The record is from RefSeq and is a predicted model, not a curated record.
CUAAACUCGAAGUGCUGCCCACAUCAAGCAAUUCUAUUUGCUACAAUAUGCGGAUGCUUGCAGGCCCGUCCGGGCUGCGGCAGCUCACCACCCGCACCAAAGUCCUCGCCUGCCGCCCGCACGGCCCUUGGCCACAACACCUCUCUCUCGGCAGCCCGCGGAACUCCAGCUUCCCACAACAAAUAAUAACAUGCUCCGCCUCAGCCUCCUCCAGCGCUGGGCCGGCCGCGCCCGCACCCCCUCCCAAGUCAUCGGGCCCGUCGCCCGACGAUGAGGAGGGCGGCAUCCGCUUUGUCUACGAGCCGCCCCGCCGCUUCGUGCUCGCGGCCUUACGCAAGAAGCGGCAGGGGCCGCCCAGCACCGCCAAGCCCAAGGUGGACCUACUGGUGGAGGGCAACCCACUGGCCAGGUCGCCGUCGCGUGUGGAUGCUGUGGCAGAGGCGUUGGAGGCGGACACGGCGGCGGCGCUGCGACGGGUGUUGGAGCGCAAGGGGCAGCAGAAGGCGGCGGAGGGCUGGAAGAUGCCGCGUGUGGCCUGCCUGAGUCUAGUGCUGUGUGAUGACGCGCACAUCCGCCACCUCAACUCGCUGCACCGCGGCAAGGACGCCGCCACCGAUGUGCUCAGCUUCGAGCUAGGCGACGAGCUGGACUACCGCGUGCACCUGCCGGUCAAGCUGAUGGGCGACCUGGUGGUGUCGCUAGACACGGCGGAGCGGCAGGCGCGGGAGAGGGGCCACUCGCUGCACGACGAGUGCCGUAUCCUGCUGGUCCACGGCUUGUUGCACCUGGCGGGGUGGGACCACGAGAGGGGGGAGCAGGAGCACGAGGCCAUGGCUGCUGAGGAGCGGGCGGUGCUGUCGGAGCUGGGCUGGCGCGGCGCGGGACUCAUCACCGCCGCAGAGGAGGCGGCGGCCCGGGAAGAGCAGCAGCAGCAGGGGGAGCGGGCGGAGGGAAAGGCGGAGGCGGCGGGGGCAGCGAAGAGGGCAGGGGAGGAGGAGGGCGGCGGCGAGCGCAAGGGCAAGGGGGCGGCGACACGCGGCUCGCGGGGCAUUGCGGCGGGCCCCGGCGCGGGGCUGCUGUGGCAGCAGAUUGCGGGUGGGGAGGAGGAGGCGGAGGAGAAGGAGAGGAAGGGGGGGAGCAGGGGAGGAAAGCAGCAGGGAGGGGCGGCAGGGGGCGGUGGCGGCGGCGGUGGGAGUAAGGACAAGGGCGGCGCGGGUGCUGCGGCUGCGGCUGCUGCCAAGGCAGGGCAAGGGCAGCGCGGUGGCGGCAGUAGCAGCGGCGGCGGCGGUGGUGGUGGAGGUAGCAGCAAGGGGCAGGCUGGUGGUGGUAGGGCUGCGGGGCCGCCGCCGCCGCCGAAGUCAAAGGGUGUUGGCGGUGGUGGCCGCGGCGGCGGCGGUGGCGGCGGCGGCGGGCGCCGUGGCGGCGCCGCACGCGCCUUUGGCACCUCGACUUCAUACGCCCCCGCUGCAGCGGCGGCGGUGUGCGGCUGUAGCAGCAGCAGUAGCACCGGCAGUGGUGUCCGCGGCUGUAGCAUGGGCAGCAGCAGUAGCAGCUUGGCAGGCGCCUCCCUGGCGCCGCGGCAGGCCGGCGCAUUCGGCUUCGGCAGUAGCAGGGGCCUGGCGGUUGCUACUGCCACGGCCCCCUCUGGGAGCACUGGCAGUAGCAGCAGCAGCGGUGGCGGCUUGGAGGCGGCGUCUGCUGCUACUGCCACCUCCACCAUCACCAGCACGGCUGCGGAUGCGUCGCCCGCCGCAUCACUAGCGAGCAGCAGCAGCAGCAACGGCAGUAGCAGGCGGCGACGAACCCGGGACAUUGCGAUCGUGGCUUUGGACCUAGACGGCACACUCCUCGACAGCCGCAGCCGCAUCCUGCCCUCCUCCGUCGCCGCCAUCCGCGCCGCCGCCGCCGCCGGCGUCACGGUGGUUGCCGCAACAGGCAAGGCGCGGCCGGCGGCGCUGGCGGCGGCGGCGGCGGCGGGUCUGGCGGCGCCGGGGCUGCUGGUGUGGCCGCAGGGCCCUGGCGUGUUUCUGCAGGGUCUGGCGGUGCACGGGCGCGGCGGCCACAUGCUGUCUGACGCGGUGCUGCCGCCCGCGGUGGUGCGGGCGGCGUUCGAGUGAGUGGGUGGCCCCGGUGGGGUGACGCCGCGUGUGGGUGUGUUUGGUUGUGUGGCGCUUGGGCCGUGCGGUGCGUGUGCGGUGUGUGGCGCUCGGGCGGUGAGUGGCUGUGUGUGGCGUGGUGUUGAAUGGG